UCGUUAAGUACUAGCACUUGUACUCUAUGCACUGCUAGCUCGCUGUGAAUCAUGUCUACCGACCCCUCCCGUCCCCUCGUUCAGAUCGCCUCAUACAACACGAACCUGCAGGCCGAGCGCGGCCUACCGCAGGACCUCGUCGACUGGCUCGCGCCCACCCUCCAGGUCUCGUCGUUCCUCGCGCGCGAGCGCCGCGCCCCGGAUAUCGUUGCAGUCGGCUUUCAGGAGCUGCUGCCCCUUCAUCUUGGCUUGGCUGGCCUGUCCAAGCCAGUGAUAGAAAGCCGCAACGCGCUCGUCCUCUCGCAGAUUGAAGAGCAUGCGCCAAACAAGGAGCGGUACACGCUCAUCGCGAAGGUCGUGAACGUCGGCGUCGCGCUCCUCGUAUACGGGCUGGACAACGGGAUUGGGAGGAAGGCGGUCGACGUGCAGACGCAGUGGACGGGCUGCGGGCCCGCGCAUAUGGGCAACAAGGGCGCGGUGGGCGUACGCUUUCGUGUCCCCGGCGAAGACGGCGGUGUUGGGGAGGUCUACACCUUCGUCUGCGCGCACCUCACCGCGCACGCGCACAAGAACGCACACCGCAUACAUGACUAUCAUUACAUCGUCAGCACGCUGCUCUUUCCCCCGCUCCCUGGUGCGGACUCGAAGGCACCCACUACCAUAUUCUCAACCUCGCACUUGUUCUUCUUUGGGGACCUCAACUUCCGCCUGUCCCUGCCUGCGGACCACGACCUCGCCGCAGCGGACCAGCAACUGAACCUGGUGGCAUCCCUGUCUACUGACGAUGGACGCUCAGCUCUCAGAGAGUAUGACCAGCUCGUCAUUGAGCGUGACAUGAAGGGCACGAUCUUCCAGAGCUUCCGGGAAGGCGAGUUCUGGAGGUUCAAGUGUAGCUACAAGUACCAUCUCGGCGAGGUUGACAGAUACGACUCCAAGCGAGUUCCUGCAUGGACAGACCGUGUCAUGUACACCACUUACUCGGAUUCACCGGAAACUCCACAAGAGUCUAGCAUCACGAAUGUAUUGUAUACCACUGUGCCAUCAUAUACCACUUCCGAUCACAAACCUAUCGUCGCGGUACUACUACUCCCACCACCUGCGCCCACAACGACCACCGUUCCUGUCAUCCGCCUGCCCGAAGGAUACCACCCCACUCCCGACCCAUGGGCCAACCUGAAGAAGUACAGCGGUCGCGUCCUCGACCGCAUCAUCGGAUACACCUGGUGGCUACUGACCUUGCUCGGUGCCGGCCAUCUCGCCCUCGGGAUCGCAAACUUCAUUCUCAGUAUUGGGGUGUGGCGUUGGUGGAGGAGCAGGAAUGGCGACGGGUAUACCCAGCUGCCUUGA
Messenger RNA from Dichomitus squalens LYAD-421 SS1, 1347 nucleotides. Its product is annotated as skeletal muscle/kidney enriched inositol 5-phosphatase. The record is from RefSeq and is a predicted model, not a curated record. Gene Ontology annotation, molecular function: phosphatidylinositol-4,5-bisphosphate 5-phosphatase activity. The transcript has 5 exons. Lineage: Eukaryota; Fungi; Basidiomycota; Agaricomycetes; Polyporales; Polyporaceae. The coding region runs from base 52 to 1347 and encodes 431 amino acids. Gene Ontology annotation, biological process: phosphatidylinositol dephosphorylation.